GGGGGCGGGGUCAGCUCGCUCCGUCUCUGGGAAGGUUUGCCAAAUCUGGCGCUCACAGGUGUGUGAUCCCUUUCACCCGGACGAGACCCACGCAGGGGAUUCCUGGUCUUCGUAGCGCUCCCUGACCAACAGCUGGCGUUUGGGGAGUUUGUGUCCCCUCGCUGAACACUCAGGCGCCGACUCGGAGGCCAAGCAGCCACAGGAGAAUAAGGAGAAAGCAAAAGCGGCAUCCCAACCCAGCCAGGCAGCAGCCGAACCCGCCUCGCCUCAGAACCAACCGGAGCAGCUUCCAGCCGCCGUCGGACACAGCACCCCGGCCAGGAAAGAGCAGGCUUUACAACUAAGGCAGUUUGACAGAUAUAUUCGCUGUCACUGAUUGGCCACACACACGGGCAGUUUGGAGCAGCAGGAAGAGGAUCUGGUAUCCCACAGGUCAUCCACCAGUCGUCUGUCUAGGUCUCCGCUGAGAGGAGUCAAGAAGGUGAAGAUCAUGCAGUGUAAAGUCACUCUGCUGGAUGGCUCCGACUUCACGCUCAAUGUAGAGAAACGAGCCAAGGGCCAGUUCCUCUUUGAUAAAGUGUGUGAUCACCUCAACCUACUAGAGAAGGACUAUUUUGGCAUUACAUAUAGAGAUGUAGAGAAUCAAAAGAAUUGGCUGGAUCCUUCCAAGGAGCUGAAGAAGCAGAUCAGGACUGGACCCUGGAACUUUGCUUUCAAUGUAAAGUUUUACCCACCAGACCCCUCACAACUGACUGAGGACAUCACAAGGUACUACCUGUGCUUGCAGCUGAGAGAUGAUGUAGUUUCAGGUCGCCUGCCCUGCUCCUUUGCCACCCACACGGUGCUGGGCUCGUAUACAGCGCAGUCUGAACUUGGAGACUAUGACUCAGAGGAACUCGCCAGCGACUACCUCAGUGAACUGCGCUUCGCACCCAACCAGACCAAAGAGCUAGAGGAGAAGGUCAUGGAGCUCCACAAGACUUACAAGGGGAUGUCACCGGCUGAUGCCGAGAUGCACUUCUUGGAAAAUGCCAAGAAGCUAUCCAUGUACGGUGUGGACCUCCACCACGCUAAGGACUCGGAGGGUGUGGAGAUUAUGCUGGGAGUUUGUGCAAGUGGCCUACUCAUCUACAGAGACAGGUUGCGGAUCAACAGAUUCGCCUGGCCCAAAAUCCUCAAAAUCUCCUACAAGAGGAACAACUUCUACAUCAAAAUCCGGCCCGGCGAGUUCGAGCAGUUUGAAAGCACAAUUGGUUUCAAACUUCCAAAUCAUCGUGCGGCCAAAAGGCUCUGGAAAGUCUGCGUGGAACACCAUACCUUCUUCAGGCUCGUAUCCCCCGAGGCACCCCCAAAGAAGUUCCUGACCCUCGGCUCCAAAUUUCGCUACAGUGGCAGAACACAGGCUCAGACACGCAGCGCCAGUUCUAAGAUCAUCAGACCUGCUCCGUUCUUUGAACGCACCUCCAGCAAACGCUACAACAUGUCCCGCAGCUUAGAUGGAGCUCCAAUUAUGGAGAACCAUGAGACCCUGAUGAAGGACAGUCCUGCUGACGGGGAAGCCAAAGUCAUUGCCAAGGGAGACAUUAUCACCACUGUAACAACUGAGAAAAAGGCAGAGGAAGAGAAGGCUGAGGAGGGGGACGCUAAGAAGGACACAGCAGAGACACCAGAACCUGCUGCCACAUCACCGCUCAGACAAGACACAAAGCCUAAAGAAGAUGAGCCAGCAGCAGAUGAGACAAAAGAGGAAGUGGAACCUAAAAUCACUGAGGCACCAGCUGGUCAGGAGGAGAAACCGGUGAUAGAGACGGAGGCACUCCCAGCCAUGUCUGCAGAGCCAACGAGUCCCGACACUACCGCAGUGGCUACCAAAGACAUGCCCGUGAUCCACACUGAGACAAAAACGAUCACCUAUGAAGCUGCAGAGGUUGAGACUAACGGUGACGCAGACCCCGGAGUGUUGCUGAGUGCUCAGACGAUAACCUCAGAGACCACCAGCACCACGACAACCACACACAUCACAAAGACGGUGAAAGGAGGCAUAUCGGAGACAAGAAUUGAGAAAAGGAUCGUUAUCACCGGAGACGCAGACAUCGACCAUGACGAGGCUCUGGCUCAGGCCAUAAAGGAGGCUAAAGAACAGCACCCUGACAUGUCAGUGACCAAAGUAGUGGUACAUAAAGAGACAGAGAUCACGCCAGAGGAGGGGGAGGACUGAACCAGGAAUAACUCUGAGGGCUUUUUUUUUUUUUUUUUUUUUUAAAUCCUCUACACCCUCCCAGAAUCCAACAUCCAGAACUCCACAUAUAACGUCGGGACUCUCAGAAGACUAGAAAGGCCUCCUACUCUCCAAGUGCUGCAGCUCCGCCGCUAGUUACAACCAUCAUCUGCAAAACAACUAAAUGCAUUUUGCAUGAGAAGGAAGCAACGUUGCAUUAUCAAAUAAGAUUAUACAGAAAACCAUGUGAUUCUCCAAGUGGUUCCUCAAUCCAUCUGCACGCCAAAUCCCUGUGUGCAGCAAGCGAAACCUUUUGCUUUCACUGCCUCAUAUGACUUUGAUGCAUUUUUAUGAUUAUUGAGAAUAAUUAUUGUAGCAACAUUUUAUUUAUGAAAUAAAGCCAUCACUCCGGAAACUUAAAAUCGUUGUAGGCUGUAUAUGUUAGAGAGCGUACACUAUUUAACCUCGCAGUAGAAGUGCCAACGUUAUUUACAAGCAAGCAUCGCCUCAUUCCCUCAAACAGCUCCAUGGUUAUCCAGCAGGUAUGUCACUACAGAAAUCACUACAGCUACCUACUGUACAUAUCAAAGCUUUCCUAGGAAAAUAGCAAAUUAUCUUUCACAGCUGAAUUUUUUUUUUUUUGUUUGUCAUGUCUACUUGAAUAGCAUUUUCCUUUAUAUUAUCAUUUCAGUGUUUCAUCAUUUCUCAUUGAUUGAUUCCCCCGCUUUUUAGAGACUAUGUCCUGGCAAAAAAGUCAAGGAAUCAAAGGUUUCUGGGCAUGAAAUGGAUUUUAUUUGCCUGUGGAGGGUUUGUGUUUUUAUUCUCCAGGGUAGAUGAUCAGCUGCAGCACAAGUCCCAGGUUUGUGUGACUGUGAGGCAAAGGGUUCAGACUGGCGAGCUCUCCCCUGAUUUACAUUCAAAGCCAAGAGAGAUCUAUAAUCCCCCUCCACUUCCGCCCACCCUGAACACAUCAGCUGUGUUGCCCCCCCCUUAUCCAUUCUAAUGUAUCCAAAAAUUGAGUAUUAUUGAUGUACAGCUGUGUUUUCCUUAAAAAGGUGCAAAAGUGGCAAGUGCAUUUGUUUUGUUUUUUUUAAUUUGCUGGUCUCUUCUAAAAUAAUAAAAACCACCACAGUACUGAAA
Molecule: messenger RNA, 3358 nt
Organism: Oreochromis aureus
Lineage: Eukaryota; Metazoa; Chordata; Actinopteri; Cichliformes; Cichlidae
Product: band 4.1-like protein 3
Exons: 20
Coding region: 491-2218 (575 amino acids)
Cellular component (GO): plasma membrane; cytoskeleton
Molecular function (GO): structural molecule activity; actin binding
Source: RefSeq, a predicted model, not a curated record